AUCUUGUACAAAUUACAAAAAAUUUUCUUUUACAGUUGCAGUAAUGCUUUCACAGGGCAAUGCAUUGAAAACCGUCUCUGAAAUUAGUACCAAGUCAUGCACAGACACGAGAGGGAUGAUUUGUAUUCUCCCAGCAAAAAUCAAUUGCACGAAUUCCUGCAUGAGUAAUGAUACACUGAUUUGUCUUCAGUGCAAAGUGGAGGAUAUUCAGACAAUCAAACAAGGACAAACUCUAGCUAAACAGCUUACUGACACCUGCUCUGAUUCUAGAAUGACGUGUUACGGCGAAACCAGGUUGCACAAGCAUAUAUUAAACUGGAACAAAGACAAGCUGUUGGAUACAUGCAGUAAACCCCUUACUAUACAACAGGGGCAUUUUCCAGUAUACAGUGAUAUAAGUGACACAAUAACAUUCUCCGAAAAUACAAAAUGCACAGGAAAUCCAGAGUGUCCCAGGAAACAGUACGAAUCUAGUGAACUAACUAUGGAUUACAAGAAUUUUAUAAAUGGAACAUUUCCUUGCGAGAGUCCCGAAACCAGAAAUGGAGGAAUUCUGAACGAUGUAUCAAAGAACACACUAGUCUUCUAUACAGUCCUUUGCUUUUCAUAUUACAACAUGUUUGUUUUUUAAAAGAAGAUGCGUGAGCAAGGCGUGCAAAAUGCAUAAUUUAUAAAAAUUCACAUGUAUCAAAAAAUUAAAUUCAAUUUUCGAGCAAAGAUGUGAUUGUUGAAAGGUAUGAAAUCAUUACAAACAAAACUUUUUUGCGUAAAUAUCCUCCCGAAUUAAUCUCGCAAAUUAUUCAAUCAUUUGGUAAAAAAAAAUUUAGAAUUUGUGGGGGCUUGAACCUGAGCGACAAAAAAAAUCCUGGAAAUGAGCUUUCUUAGAUACUGACACGCUAACCACUACACUAUACUAUAUGGUUCAUGCCAGGUAGCGGUAUUUAAAUCGUGUUUGUAAUGUGACCCUUGAAUAACUGGACUUACAUGUAAAACAUUUCUCGGAAGGAUACGAAUUUUGAGUCAUAAAAGUGUAUUUUUAACGUAAAGUGGGUCUGUGCUCCAUGUUUCUUUGUGAAGCAAAAAAUAUAUAUUUUUAAACAUACUUUGAAGAUAUACUUUUUAAAAAAAAAAAAAAUCGAGCAAAGACCCUCUUAUAUAUAAUAUGAAGAAAUGAUCAGUUUUUCCCUCUCUGGUGUAUGCGUGCUAUUUCAUAGACUUGGAAAACCAAGCUAAUUUUAACAUUUGCGAGAUUUCUACCAAUUUUGGAGAUUUUACAGAACGUAUAUAUUAAUGUUGAGUGAAAUACAGAAAGAAAUUGCGUUAUAAUUGAGAUUUCAUUUUUCGCUUUCUUAUUUAUCGAACCAUGGGCAUUUUCUGUGCUUUUUUCGCCCAUCUUCUUUUCAUAGAGUGUAUAAAUAGGCUAGUAUGUUUGUAGUUUAUUCUUACAUGUAUAUAACAAUGUGUCUGAAAUAAUUUAUGCAAGAAUGAAAAUUGUCAAAAACUAAAAUACGAAUUAAUAACUGAAACGUAUUUGUAAAUGUAAGUUUGUAAAUUCUGCAAUUAAUUUUCGGAAUCAGUAAAAAUAUAUG
Messenger RNA from Saccostrea echinata, 1589 nucleotides. RefSeq lists its product as uncharacterized. The record is from RefSeq and is a predicted model, not a curated record. The coding region runs from base 44 to 631 and encodes 195 amino acids. NCBI's taxonomy places the organism in Eukaryota, Metazoa, Mollusca, Bivalvia, Ostreida, Ostreidae. The transcript has 6 exons.